AUGACUAAAAGCUUCCCUGCUACUAUCGCUCGAUGUUCCCUCGCGACAACCGCUCAUCGCUCAUCACCGCGGAUGCUCGUCGCCGAUGUUGCCGCUCAUUGUUUGAUACCCUUGUCGCCGCCGCCAAAUCCCAACUAUCCAUCAAUAAAGUCCAAGACACCAUGCUCCUCUCGGAUAUUGCAUGAACCUCAAACAAGAAUCAGUGAUGCCAUUGAUGAAAAUGAAAAGCUUCACAACGGAAGAGUAUCACUGAUGCUCUACCAGAAUUUUGUAAGUGUCAUGAUCGUUCUAGCAGUGGAGUUCCUUGGAGCAGUCUCCACAGAAAAGCUGACAUGGAAGCUGGUCCGAGUUUGGAUUCCUGUGAAUCUUAUAUUUGUCGGCAUGCUGGUGACGGGCAUGUAUAGCUUGAAGCACAUAAAUGUUGCAAUGGUGACAAUAUUAAAGAACAUGACAAAUAUUUUAACCGCCUUUGGGGAAAUCUAUCUUUUCAAGAAGCGCCAGAAUGGAAAAGUUUGGGUUGCUCUUUUUCUAAUGAUCGUAUCAGCUGUUAAUGGCGGCAUUACAGAUCUAUCCUUUGGUGCGAUGGGUUACACAUGGCAAAUUAUGAACUGCGUUCUUACAGCUAGCUAUUCAUUGACACUCCGAAAAGUCAUGGACACAGCGAAGCAGUCAGCCAAGUCCGGUUCAUUGAAUGAAGUUUCAAUGGUGUUACUGAACAAUUCACUAUCUGUACCAUUUGCCAUAGUCUUGAUCAUUCUCUCAGAUGAAUGGGGAUAUGUCUCUAAGUCAGACGUUAUCCAGCUACCUAUGUUUUGGGUUGCUGCUACAGUAAGUGGAUUGCUUGGACUGGCCAUUAGUUUUACAUCAUUGUGGUUUCUAAACCAAACAAGCCCCACUACUUACAGUUUGGUGGGAUCAUUAAACAAGAUUCCAAUAUCAAUCUGUGGUAUUUUGCUCUUCAAGGUCCCUGUGAGCUUGCCAAACUUGUUUAGUAUACUGUUCGGUUUAUUUGCUGGUGUAUUCUUCGCUAAGGCCAAAAUGUCCUGAUUACUUGUGAAGCCGAAAAAGCCGAUAAUGU
Messenger RNA from Dioscorea cayenensis subsp. rotundata (Guinea yam), 1078 nucleotides. Its product is annotated as GDP-mannose transporter GONST2-like. Gene Ontology annotation, molecular function: antiporter activity; GDP-mannose transmembrane transporter activity. NCBI's taxonomy places the organism in Eukaryota, Viridiplantae, Streptophyta, Magnoliopsida, Dioscoreales, Dioscoreaceae. The record is from RefSeq and is a predicted model, not a curated record. The transcript has 2 exons. The coding region runs from base 1 to 1047 and encodes 348 amino acids. Gene Ontology annotation, cellular component: Golgi apparatus.